Arabidopsis lyrata subsp. lyrata is the source of this 1693-nucleotide messenger RNA. RefSeq names its product transcription termination factor MTERF2, chloroplastic. The transcript has a single exon. The record is from RefSeq and is a predicted model, not a curated record. Gene Ontology annotation, cellular component: chloroplast. Gene Ontology annotation, biological process: chloroplast organization; regulation of DNA-templated transcription. Gene Ontology annotation, molecular function: double-stranded DNA binding. NCBI's taxonomy places the organism in Eukaryota, Viridiplantae, Streptophyta, Magnoliopsida, Brassicales, Brassicaceae. Bases 144 to 1535 code for a protein of 463 amino acids.
UUCUUCUUUCUUCCUUCCCCCUCAAAUUUUGAUUUUUACCAUUUUGGGUUUCUCGAACACUCAUUGAGCUACUAUGAGUCACUGGUGAAUCAGAUAGCUUGCUCGAAGCCGUUUCAAGCAUUUGUCAAUCGCAUUGUAUUGUCAUGUGUUCUUCUCUGAUUCCUCAUGGAAAAAGGUUGGUCCAGUUUCAGAAAGGGCAUAACUUUAGUGUCUCAGUGAAGCUUUUCCAAAAUGUAUUCUCUGCUUUUUCCAAUUCCUUCUCAUCUGUUGCUAGUUCUCAUGAUGUGAGCAUUAGAGAUGGUCGAAAAGGUAACAACUUUACAGUCUCUUACCUCAUUGAUUCACUUGGUUUAACUAAAAAGCUCGCAGAGUCGAUUUCAAUAAAAGUCCGUUUCGAGAACAAGGCCAAUCCUGAUUCUGUUCUGAGUCUUUUGAGAAGUCAUGGGUUUACAGAUUCUCAGAUCUCCAACAUCAUUACGGAUUAUCCACUAUUGCUCAUAGCAGAUGCUGAGAAUUCCCUUGGUCCCAAGCUUAAGUUGCUGCAGUCAAGAGGAGCUUCAAGCUCUGAGCUCACUGAGAUUGUUUCUAAAGUUCCUAAAAUCUUAGCAAUGAAAGGGGACAAAAGUAUCAGCAGAUACUAUGAUAUCGUCAAAGAGAUUGUAGAAGCGGAUAAGAGUUCCAAGUUCGAAAAGUUGUGUCAUUCUUUGCCAGAGGGUAGUAAGCAGGAGAAUAAAAUCAGAAAUGUAUUGGUUUUGAGAGAAUUGGGCGUGCCUCAAAGGUUGUUAUUCUCCUUGCUCAUCUCUAAUCACCAUGUCUGCUGUGGAAAAGAAAAAUUUGAAGAAUCACUCGAGAAGGUUGUUGGGAUGGGUUUUGAUCCCACCACCCCAAAGUUUGUGGAAGCCUUAUGCAUUGUUUACGGAUUGAGCGACAAAAGGCUAGAAGAAAACUUCAAUGUCUAUAAAAGGUUCGGCUUAACUGUAAACGAUAUAUGGGAACUUUUCAAGAAGUGCCCUGCCUUUCUUGGAUACUCAGAGAAUAGGAUAAUUCAGACAUUUGAAGCCUUAAAGAGGUGUGGUCUGUGCGAAGAUGAGGUCAUGUCAGUGUUCAAGAAGAAUCCACUAUGCUUACGUGCUUCAGAGCAGCAGAUAUUGAAUUCCAUGGAAACAUUUAUUGGCUUAGGAUUUAGCAGAGAUGAGUUUGUGAUGAUGGUCAAGCGCUUUCCUCAGUGCAUUGGAUAUUCUGCAGAGAUGGUGAAGAAGAAGACUGAGUUUGUGGUGAAGAAGAUGAAUUGGCCACUAAAGGUCAUAACUUUGUUCCCUCAGGUACUUGGAUACAGCAUGGAGAAGAGGAUUGUCCCAAGGUGUAACGUAAUCAAAGCUCUUAUGUCCAAAGGAUCGCUUGGAAGCGAACUCCCUCCAAUGCCGUCUGUCUUGGCAUGUACCGAUCAGACCUUCUUAAACAGGUAUGUGGUGGAGCAUGAUGAAAAGCUGGUGCUUGAGUUGAUGGCUAUCUUCAACCAAGAUCGUAUCUCAUAGCAAAGAGAGGUUGUGUCAAGUAUUUUGCUUUUAUUAAUUAAUUUUUGACUUUUGUAAUCUCAAUUUGAUCUGGAUCCCAACUAUAUACAAUCCAACUUUUAAGGUAACUGUAACUUUCCUGUGGUUGAUAUGAUAAAGCAAAAGAGCUUUGGAAGACA